Messenger RNA from Aedes aegypti (yellow fever mosquito), 1622 nucleotides. Its product is annotated as probable cytochrome P450 28a5. Gene Ontology annotation, molecular function: iron ion binding; oxidoreductase activity, acting on paired donors, with incorporation or reduction of molecular oxygen; heme binding. The transcript is spliced from 4 exons. Bases 82 to 1575 code for a protein of 497 amino acids. NCBI's taxonomy places the organism in Eukaryota, Metazoa, Arthropoda, Insecta, Diptera, Culicidae. The record is from RefSeq and is a predicted model, not a curated record.
CUUAUUUAGUUGAACGUUUCGCUGGCCAAGGAACAUCUGUCGAAUUUCUGCAUCCAGUGCGACGAGUUGUUCUAGCGCAAAAUGUGGUGGACAGUGGUUGGCGUUUUGGGUGGCAUUCUGAGUGCCAUCUAUCUGUUCCUGUCGUGGAAUUUCGAUUGCUGGAAAAAGGACGGCAUUAAAGGCCCGAAGCCGAGGUUGCUGUUUGGAAAUCUUCCGAAUGUUCUAAAACAGAAGAAACACAUUUUUUACGAAUACGAGAAAAUUUACAAUGAUUUCAAGACCGAACCCGUAGUGGGUUACUUCAGCGUUCGGACACCGCAGUUGAUGAUCCGCGAACCAGAGCUUAUCAAAGAGGUGCUCAUCAAGGGCUUCCGCUACUUUUCGGCAAACGAGUUCUCCGAUGCUGUGGAUGAAAAGUCCGAUCCCCUGUUCGCAAGAAAUCCAUUCAGCUUGUCCGGAGAAAAAUGGAAAACUCGUCGAGGGGAAAUCACACCGGCCUUCACGAACAACAGAAUAAAGGCACUUUCGACACUCAUGGAUGAAGUGUGUGAUAGGAUGACAGACCACGUCAAAAAACAAAAAGAACCAGCCGUUGAUACGAAGGAGCUCAUGUCGAAGUACACCACUGAUGUAGUUUCAAACUGCGUAUUCGCCAUCGACGCCCAGUCAUUUUCCAAGGACAAGCCAGAAAUCCGUGAAAUGGGUCGUCGGAUCAUGGAUUUCAAUUUUAGAGCUCAGAUUAUUCUGAUGAUAACAACUUUCCUGCCGUCGGUCAAAAAGUUCUACAAAUUUACGUUUUUGCCACGGGAAGUUGAGCAAUUCUUCAUUCGCAUCAUGAAAGAUGCCAUCCGCCAUCGUAAGGAAAAUAACAUAGUUCGCAACGAUUAUCUGGACCACCUUCUAUCGCUGCAAGAGAAGAAACAGAUUUCGGAAAUUGAUAUGGCAGGUCAUGGGGUAUCGUUCUUCGCGGAUGGCUUUGAAACGUCCAGUACGGUGAUGACAAACUGUCUUUUCGAUCUGGCAUCUCAUCCUGAAAUCCAGACCAGAUUGAGAGAGGAAAUUCGCAACGUCCAGGCUACCAAAGGUGGCAUCAAUUAUGACAAUAUUGGAGAAAUGACCUAUCUAGAUCAAGUUCUGAACGAAACACUGAGAAUUCACCCGAUUAUUCCGGUUCUGCGUAAACGAUGCACCGAAAGCACUGUGCUGGUUGGACCCAAAGACCAGAAAAUACCAGUUUCGGCAGGAACUACAGUUGUCAUUCCAUACUUUGUUCAACUCGAUUCACAGUAUUACCAAGAACCUAACAAGUACAAUCCUGAGAGAUUCUCGCCUGAAAACGGUGGAACAAAACCCUACCGAGAACGAGGAGUGUACUUCCCGUUCGGCGAAGGACCUCGAAUGUGCCUUGGAAUGCGUUUUGCCAUUGCUCAAGUGAAGCGAGGAAUCAUUGAGAUCAUCGAUAAAUUUGAAAUCUCCGUCAACUCUAAGACGCAGGUUCCCUUGAAAUACGAGCCAAAAAUGUUCAUGCUGUAUCCGGUGGGAGGCAUCUGGUUAGAUUAUAAGUCCAUCAAAUAAGUUUUUAAAUCUUAUACGAAAAACAAUAUAUUUCGCUGCAUAAAAUA